AUGAGAGUCAUUGAUUUGACUGAAGCCCACCACGCCUCGUAUGAGAGCCGUGGUCUUAACAAAGUCCCUCGGGGCUUCCCACCCAGGACGCAGCUGCUCAAUCUCCGUGGCAACCACUUCCAUUUCAUCCCCGCCAGAAGCUUCCCGGGCACUGGUCGAGUUGUGUCUCUGUACCUGGACUUCUGCAAAAUCCACGAAAUCGAAGCUGGGGCCUUCCGUGGAAUGAGGAACCUGGUGUAUUUGUACCUGUCUGACAACGACCUCACGUCUUUGGAGCCCGAAGCUUUGGCCGGACUCCCAAAGCUCGUCUAUCUUCACCUGGAGGGGAACCGACUGGCACAAUUCCCCGGAGCAGCUCUGUCACUCGUACCAAAUUUGUCCGUCCUGCAUCUGGAGCGAAACGCCAUCUCGAGGCUGGAGCCUGCUGGCUUACUGUGCUCAGCUGCUCCGUCACUGAUGAAGCUCUAUUUAAGGAGCAACGCCAUCAGUGAAAUCGCCAAGGGCGCCCUGGACUCUGCUAACAUUGAAACGCUUCACCUGGAUUCAAACCGGCUGACCCGGGUGCCGUCCGACGCUCUGACUGACACGCCGAACCUGACGGAGCUGAACCUGUCUCAAAACCCGGUCCAGUGGCUCGGACCCGAGACCUUCCAGGAGAUGUCACACAGUCUUCAGAGGCUUUACAUGAAUCAGAUGGGGAUGGAAGAGAUGCCGAAAGAGGCUCUGCUGGGCCUGGGUCCACGUCUGAAAGUUCUGACCGUGAGAGGAAACCAGCUGAAGGCGCUUCCGGACCUGAGCCCGCUCAGUGGCCUCGAGAUGAUCGACCUGCGGGACAACCCUCUGGUCUGUGACUGUGACCUGCUGCCCCUGCGAAGGUGGAUGGAGAGAGUGAAGUUGGACGUUUUAGCAACAUGUCGUCACCCUCUAGAGCUUAAAGGUCAGAAGGUGAUGGACACCAAAGGGUUCGCAACCUGUCCAGAAAGCACAACUUCUCCGACUGAGACUGGAUCCUGCAGGACCCACGGCUGCAAGACUAAAAUCCACCAGAUGAAGAAGGCGGCCAGAAAAGCUCAGAGCACCCAGUGAAACAUAAGUAGGUCAAAAAACAAGAAGAUGGACAAAGCAAGUGGAGGAAAUUGAGUUUGUGUUAGAUUUUUAGUCUAUUAGUGUAGA
This is a messenger RNA of Xiphophorus maculatus (southern platyfish), 1173 nucleotides long. RefSeq names its product chondroadherin-like protein (gene chadla). Bases 1 to 1086 code for a protein of 361 amino acids. Lineage: Eukaryota; Metazoa; Chordata; Actinopteri; Cyprinodontiformes; Poeciliidae. Gene Ontology annotation, cellular component: extracellular matrix. The record is from RefSeq and is a predicted model, not a curated record. Gene Ontology annotation, molecular function: protein binding. The transcript has 5 exons.